This is a messenger RNA of Dermacentor andersoni, 1713 nucleotides long. RefSeq lists its product as uncharacterized. The record is from RefSeq and is a predicted model, not a curated record. Lineage: Eukaryota; Metazoa; Arthropoda; Arachnida; Ixodida; Ixodidae.
CACAUGUGCGUUCAAGUUCAGGGAACAGAGAUCUCACCCGAGGAAUACCACAGCGACGCCGGAUGGACGCUCGCGGGGGAACGCAUGUCGAGGCUGCGCCAGCGGACCCCCGCCAGCGGCAAGGCCGACGGACCCGCCGGGAGUCAAACAAGCACGAGGUCAAAAUUCUACAAGAACGCCAGAGCCUCGGCCAUCAAGGCAGCACGCAUGCCAGCCAUGCCACUAGAAGAAACCAAGAUAGUUGUCAGACCCAGAGGGGGACUGGACAUCGUCAAGACCGGCACCACCAGCGUCGCUGCGGCCAUACUCACUGCGGCCAAGAUCACGAGCGAGGAAAGCGCCGCGGACACCAUCUGCCCCAACACACAACAGAACAUCAUGGUCGUAAGUACACCGAACGAAGACAACGCGGCAAGGUACGCUAAAAUCCAGGAGAUAUCCAUUCAAGGCAAACCCUACGAGGUCAGCGCAUAUCGCACGGCACCUCACGACACCGUGAAGGGCGUCAUCAGAGGCAUCCCCAUCGACGCGAGCGCCGAAGAGCUAGAUAGAAAGAUCGUCAACGAGAGGAACCCGCUAGCAGUGGCCUCAGAAAGGAUUGGAAGCACGACCACUGCGAUUGUGGUGUUCCAGGGGCCCAAGGUACCGAACUUUGUCCGAUACGGAGUCACCCUGAUACCGUGCCGCCUCUACAAGAAACAGAUCGACGUCUGCCAGCAGUGCGGCCGAGUGGGACACCGCAAGGACGUUUGCCCGACCCCCACAAUCAAGACGUGCCUGGCCUGCGGACUCGCGAACCCCACAGAAGACCAUCGCUGUACCCCAAAAUGUCAGUUAUGCGGAGGCGAACACCCGACCGGAGACCGAACGUGCAAGGCGAAAUACAAGGUCCCCUACGUAGUGCGCAAGCGACAAUGGGAGCGCCGACAGGCCGAACGCCAGCUGCUGUCGGAGAGCGAUUUCCCGCCACUCGACAAGCCGCCAGCUGCGCGAAAGUCGAGGACGCCAUCGGAUAACCGCGCGCCCAAAUCCAGAGACAGCAGUUGUUGCAAGAGAAGCCUCAGCAGGAAAACGUCACCAUCACGUGAGCGAGUGAGCUGGGUCGACGCAGCGAAAGGAAACAACAUAAGGAACGCGCAGAAAAUCACCGAAACCACGAAGAAAGAAGAUAUGAAUAAGGUCCGGGAGGCAAAUGAGCUCCUAAGACAAGAAAACGCGGCGUUGCGAGCGACCAUCAACAACCUCACGAAAGAGAUCGCCGAGAUUCGUCAGUUGCUGCUAGGCAACGACGAGCCUCUACAGAGACCCACGCCAAGCAUAAGCAAGGCCGAGGAAACGACAACGAACAUCCCGGAGAAAGCCAUAGAGGAACCGGCACCGAAGAAGCGAGCCAUCGAGGCCACGCGCACGCAAACAGAAAACGAUCGCAUCGACAGCCUCGAAGCGAAAUUCGAAGCGACAUUCAGCAAACUCGAACAGCUAAUCACGAAAAACAUCGCAGCAGUGACAGCACUGAAACAAACAAUGGAGACCUACCAAGCCGAUAACACGAACAGAUUCGCCUACAUCGAAAGGACCCUACAGCCGAUGGUAGGCCACCCGACGUUUGCGCCCCUCUUCGCGCAUCCGGCUGUCCCUUACCGGCACUGCAAGUCGGAGCUCAUACGUCGGCUAUCACUCUCGGAAGACCAGAUGAGGGCAGCGCUGGAUUAA